AGGUUUGGGUGACCCGGGGAGAAGCUACCGAGACCAUUUGGGCUGCACGACUUAUUUUGGGACUCAGUCCCGUGAUGCAGUCCAGACAGGUGAGGUGGUCUUGGCGCUGAUGAGCGCGGCUCGUCAGUGCCAUUGGUCGACAUUGCCGGGGCCAUCGCAGACAGGUGACAUUCGGUAUCGGUAUGGCAUCUCCGUAGUUGGCAAUCGAAUCCUUCAGAUCGCCCUUCCCUGUGGGUCAAUAUUGGUGUAUCCCGGUAGCCCGUGAAUAAUUACAGUACUUGAUCACAUGAUGGGAAGGCUUUUCAUUCCACACACAAUACGCGACAAGUUGCGGAUAUUAUUGGUGCAAGAUUGACAUCAUCCACUUUUCUUCGACUUGAGAAGUUUCACAGAGCAUCCAAGUUAUUUGCAAUAAUUGGGCAUGUCUCUCUCUCUCUCUCUAAGUAUGAUGAGACUCAAGAGAAUGCAAGUCCUUGCAAGGCACUCUUCUUGAUUUCAAGGGCUUGACUCAUCAAAUCCAGGCUGGUGAAGGGGUUUUACUACAGGUACGGGUACAGGGGUAAGUACGGUACAGGACAGAUGAAUGCUGUUGGGUUUCACCUCCAAGUCAACUUAUGAAAAACACGACAACAACAGUUGAACCCAAAUGCACGGUAGAGUACUGCAGAGUACGGAAACGUGCAGUGGCAGAGUCAAGGGUCAAGUGGCAGGCUGCUGCUGGCGCAGGAAAAGGACUGAAGAAGAGGAUGCGACGGGCACACUCUCGCUGAUCAGCUUCGUGAAGUAGUAGUUGGACAGGGAUUGUCGAUUACAACUUGAAAGCCUAAAGGUCGUUGCAGUGGAGCAGCAACGCAGACUGAUUGAGUGUUCUCACAUUCAGCUUCAAGACCUCCCUUAAGGCCUUCAGUCUCUUCCGCUGCAGCGAGGUCUUUUGGAGUGAGCAUCACAGGUGUUUGGAUUCCAGUCGCGUUCGUUUGACAUCUCGUCCUGAGUGCUCUGAGUGAUAAAUCUUUGCUGGUGAUCACUGGUUUCUCGUUGUUUGUGGCGCGGUGUAUGUGGUGGGCGGGCUGUCGUUGUUCCACCUUAGCUCGGUGUACAACGAACUUAUUCUUUUCAGGAGGUCACAAGAUCCAGCGGCGAGUUCAUGGACAAGAGGAGACAGGGCGCCUGAAGCAUGUGUGAAAGGUUUGCCUGAGACUGAGACUUAUUCAUGCCCAGUGGUUACCCAGGGGUUCCAAUCGACCAGGAGGGAGUACGUUACCUAUGCUCACACUAGAUCGCAGCAGAGGCAUCAUGCUCAUCGCAAGGUGGCAGUUUGAACGAUUCUAUAACCUUCUUUUGGGUUAAGGGUUGCUGCACUCUAGCAGACGAACUUGUAGCCUGGUUUGCAGCAGAGGAGGUGGUUGAAGAGGAAGCCUUAUUCCUAGUCAGAAAUCAGCAAAGAAGAAGAAGUUUCACCAAGACUCGUGCUUUGUGAUACUUGAUUUUCUGCCGAUAUCGAUUUGUGCCUCACCUCAACCAACUGACUUGAUUAUAUUGCUAUCGACUGCUGUAUUGACAUCAUGGCUGCGAUGAUCCCGAGAACCCGAGGGAAAGUUUGUACACACAAGCAGUGUUUUGAUCUCCUGGAUGAUUACAUUCUAAGCGUCAUAUUUGAGAUGGUUCGAGACUCGACAGAUAGACUGUCGGUGCGUCUUGUCUGCAAAAGAUUUUUGACUGUGCAAGCCAGCUUUCGCAACAAGAUGCAGGUUUUACGAACCCACAUACUUCCCACAGCACUCGAGCGCUACACCGAGCUGAAGCACUUGGAUCUGUCAUUAUGCCUUCAGGUGCAUAAUAAAGAUUUGAGUGUCGUGGGAAGUUUCUCUGGGCCACGCUUGCAGUCCCUCAACCUGUCCUGCGUUUCUGGUUUUAACGAACAGGGGUUGAUGCACGUGGCAACUCAGUGCACGUCGCUCAAAAGCUUAGAUCUUUCAAAUGGUCUUCUCUUGGAAGACGAGGUGUUGUAUGCCGUUGCACUUAUGACGAAUCUGGAACAUCUCAAGCUCGCCAACUGCCGGACAAUCACUGAUUCGGGGUUGAUCGAGGUGGCUAAAGGGUGCCCAAAAUUACGACUCCUCAACCUGAAAUCUUGUAUGAGGGUAGGCGACGCGAGUGCUAUGGCAAUCGCCGAAAAUUGCAAGCUCGUGGAGGAUUUGGAUCUUUCUUACACUGAGGUAACUGGUAUUGGAGUCUCCAGAGUUGCCCUUUUGAAAAACCUGAAGCACCUGACGGUGGUGGGAUGCUACAGUCUGGAUAAUAACAAUCGGUCGUGGGUUGGGCAGAGUGGCGGCCCUCUUUCGGGAUGGAGCAGGAGCGUGGGAGGAUCCUUAAACUUGAGAAGCUUAGAAGUUAUAAAGCUAGACGAAUGUACGAUCGUGGGGAAUGAGUUGGCAUUUAUCGGCGAAUCUUUUCUUGCGAAAACCUUGAAGGAGUUGAGCUUGAGCAAGUGCAUCGGUGUUAACGAUGAGGCAGUGUAUGGCGUACUCAAGGGUUGUGCCAGGCUCGAGCGACUGGAUCUGACAUGCUGCCACUUCAUUACGGACAGAACCAUGUGCUUCAUUGCAAACUUUUGCCGCCAGCUCCGCAGCUUGAAAAUGGAGUCUUGCGGUUUGGUAACGGAGCAGGGUAUAUCUUUGAUCGGUCAGCGCCUUUUUCUUCUCGAGGAGUUGAACCUCACGGACUGCGAGGUCAAUGAUCAAUGUCUUGAAAAACUUGCAAAUUGCACAGCUUUGAAGGUCUUGAAACUUGCCUAUUGCACGGACAUUACAGAUGUUGGUCUGCAACACAUUGGUUUAACAUGCCGAGAUCUGAGAGAGAUCGAUCUUUAUCGUUCGUCCGACCUGGGCGACGCUUCAAUUGAAGCCCUCGCAAACGGAUGUCCAAACUUGUCUGUGAUCAACAUGUCCUAUUGUUCGAGGAUGACGGAUGACAGCCUUAUCUCUAUCUCCAAGCUGCACGAGUUGACAACCCUGGAGAUGAGAUCUUUGAUGAAAGUGACUUGCGAUGGACUUAAAGUACUUGCCUCCGGAUGUCGAAAACUGGAGAAGCUUGAUAUGAAACGUUGUCUUGCGGUCAUGGACUGGGGCAUCAAAGCUUUGGCCAAAAACUGCUUAAACCUCAAUCAUAUCUGCUUAUCCUACUGCUGGAUGAUAUCCGAUGAAGGUCUCGAAGCCGUAGCCGCCUCAAAGAAUAUGCAAAACAUGAGCCUACUACAUCUCGACGAAGUCACUAUCAGAGGAUUGGAAGAAGCAGUUCUCAGCUGUGAGAACCUUCAAAAGGUCAAGAUAUCUGCUCAUCUGCGAGAAAAGUUUUCUGAACAAACUAUCGUGACACUAGUAGAACGAGGGUGCAGAAUAAAGUGGUUAGAGAAGCCCACAUUGGAUCAUUUACUGAUGUACCCUAGUGUCUAAACGAUGUGCGUUAGUCAGGAGGGAAGAGCAAAAAAUCUUCUACUUCAGUACUUAAAUGUAUACAAAAUCGAUGCAAUAGUUGUAGAGAACUCUUGUAUGUACAUAAAUUUAAUUGCCACUGAGGGCACGAAUGAGGCGCUAGGAUCUUUUAGUUUGUAGUUGGCGAAGAGAUGCGAUGAAGAAACUGAUUGGACCCUUAUUUCUGGGGUCUCCUUGGGAAGGUGAGAACCGUCUAGUUGUAGAUAUCGAAUCAAGGCAAUUGUCUUGUAUAACUCACCAUGGAUCUCUGAGAAGAUUGCUGUUGUCCUUCAACACUCCUUUUCCACGUCGCAUCAUGUAAUGUGUUCAGGAUGUCUAUCCAAGCAUAGUUCACUUAGUCUGACGCAGGUUCCCUUGAAAUUGGGCCCACCUGUGCCAGAAGAUGACCUUUUCGCUUGGGUUGAAACAUCUGGCAUUCUUUAAAGGCAAAAUGUUUGUGUAAU
Messenger RNA from Marchantia polymorpha subsp. ruderalis, 3934 nucleotides. The record is from the annotation of a GenBank genome assembly. Lineage: Eukaryota; Viridiplantae; Streptophyta; Marchantiopsida; Marchantiales; Marchantiaceae.